AUGGAUAAUAUGAAUUUUCCAGUUGGAAACUCAGCAAGCAGUCGACCAAAUUCCUGGAUGGGCCUCGGUGUUCAAGUUGACAAAAUGAGCGACAUUUUAUCGUCUUCGUCCGGCAAUGGCAAUGUGGGUAUCAUCAACCACAACACGAGAUCUACCGUGUCACCACCGCUUUACACGUGGAGCACGAACUUGGAUGAAGAGUUGUCAACCUUGACUCGCGGUUUGAGCCUGACGGAUCCAUGCGACGAAGCUGGGACCAAAGAACUCAUGGGACGAGGGUUCGACCGAAGCGAAGUGAACGAUUUCAGCGCGAACGGCAUCGAGACGGACCUAACGGCAUACGAUGAGUAUCAGUACAGAUUGCGCAGAAAUUACACUCUUGUGCAGGGUAAUUCAGCGGUGAACGAUGAUCAGAGAGUCAACAAGGGUAAUGCCAACAACCUAAAAAUGUAUAGGAGCACCGUGUGCGUUUUCUGCAAAAACAAUGGCGAGAAUCUCUCAGUGUACGGAACCCACACUCUUAAGGACCAGCUAGGCCUCGUGUCGUGCCCGAUACUCCAGCGUUAUACCUGCCCUGUGUGCGGAGCAUCUGGCCCAAGAGCACAUACCCUGAAGUACUGCCCUUACAACACCAACUACAGGCCAUCCAGUACCAGAAACGGCAAGAGUCGACCCAACGCGAGGAAACACCGCCAUUACUGA
Messenger RNA from Liolophura sinensis, 702 nucleotides. RefSeq lists its product as uncharacterized. The coding region runs from base 1 to 702 and encodes 233 amino acids. NCBI's taxonomy places the organism in Eukaryota, Metazoa, Mollusca, Polyplacophora, Chitonida, Chitonidae. Gene Ontology annotation, molecular function: zinc ion binding; RNA binding. The transcript has a single exon. The record is from RefSeq and is a predicted model, not a curated record.